GUGCACACACACACACACACACACACACACACACACAAUUUCCACAUCAAGGGCCAGUUUGUAUUUCAGCAGUGAUCAAACAUGAGUCCAUAAUUUUCCUCGGCUUACUGUUCACAAAUCCAUGCUGCAUUCACAUGAGUUUCACUUGCACCGUAACCAUGACAACAGUGUUACCAUGGAGCUCUGUGUUGUAUCCGAUUGUUCCAGUAAACUAGGUACAGUAGCUCAGCUAUAGGUAGGAGGAGAUGUAGGAGAUUGUAACAUGAUGUACCAGCAAACAUCCCAAUGUUUUUAAUAGACUUAAAAAGUUUCCUAGAUUUACAACGUUCGAAAGGGUCUCUAGAGUUCGAAAGGGUCUCUAGAGUUCGAAGGUUGAUAGUUAUAGUGCUGCAGUGCAAUAUUGGAAGCCAGUCUGAUUGGACAUGUUGUUGUAAAGUCCAGAACUCACUAACAAACUGGUUUUCUUUCGGCACUCACUGCUUCGUCUGUGUUCUCUUCACUCCCCCCACUGUGAUUUGAUUAAUGAUUUUUAUUUAUUUAUUUUAAAAAGGUGUUUGACUCCUUACAGUGAUUUUCUUGAGAGAAACACUUGGUGGUGAUGAGUCAGACCCAGGCAUCCUGUAGGAUGUGUUGUACAAUCAGGGCUGUGAAGAAUGAUUUAUGGAUCCUCUGAAAACUGUAGUGAGGAUCAGAACAUUCAUCAUGAUGAUGGAUCCAGACCGCAAUUAACACGACCGAGGGAAAUCCUUAGACCCAGGAUUAACACAGGACUGUGAAACGGGGUUAAAAAUGGAUUAGACAUGCAGUACUGAAACAGACUCACAGAGGAAUUUACAGAAGGUGAAAGUUUGGACACGAUAAAUAUUAUAAUAUAGUAUAUUUUGGUUUUUCCUUCUCUUAGACAUUUUUAUUAAGGCUUAUGAGUUCAUUUUCUUUAAAAAAAAACAAAAAAAAAACACAAGAAAUAACAUGGGGCACACAUUUUAGACAUUGUGUCAGGAAAAAUUAUUUUCCUGAAUGUUUGCACAGCUUUCUGGGAAAAAAAAAUACCCAGACAGGAAGUUAGUUAAGAUCCUGUAAGAUAUCCGCAGUUUUACGCUCGUGUUCUCACAUUCGUGCCUGAACUCCAGGACCUUAGUGUGUCUGGAUGGGAUGGGAUUACUUCCUGAACUCCCAGCUCAGGUCAUCCAGAACCAGGUUAAUGAAGACCUGAAUCUCACAGAUGUUUCAGAACAUUACAUUUAAUUAUAAAGAGUUGAGAAGCUCAAAGUGCUGUUUGUUAAUAACUUACAAAUAUAAUGGUUAGGAGAAUCAUCGCUGUGGGGAUUAGAGAUUAGAGGAACACUACAGCAUCUCUGACAUUCUGUAUAAACUCAGAAACUGCUCCAAACACUAUGCUGUAAAGUUUGUUUAGCUGAUUUCUUUAUUUGUUUAUCUGUAUAUUUUAUUCGUUUAUCAGUUGCAGCUGCAUUUUCAGUUGAAGGAAUCCUGAAAGUUCUGGGCUGAUGGUGAGAAUUGCGUGAAUUGAGAUUCAAAUGCUAUAGAUUUAAGAUAAAAGAAUGGAAAAAAGACCCUGAUGUUCUGUAGAUCUUUUCAAUAGUGGUGUGACUCAGACUUCCCACGCUCUCAUGGGCGGGGCCUUACGAGAUGUGAGUAAUGGAGGUGAAACUACACUAUCAUCUACAAAGUGUCAUUGUCCUUCACGCUGUCUGCAGUUUUUGUACAUUUAUACGUUUUUUUUUUUUUUGUUAACGUUUGCUGGUUUUUGCCCCCACACCACCCUGCCCCAAACUGUUGUCUGUGCCUCACAUGCCCUUCCUCUCAACACACUCCAGACUGUUUGACUUUAUAGCAUACAGUUACAGAAGUGUAAUGAUUUAUAGUUGCACUAUUCGGUGUCACCCAGUUCCCCUUUUAGUCCGGUUCCUCUCAAGGUUCCUUUGUGUCAUCUCAGGGUUUUUUUUCUCACCACUGUCGCCUCUGGAUUCAUCAAGGAUAUAAAAUUAAAUCUACAUCCACAUGUCUGUAAAACUGUUUGUGAGACUGUCUGUAGUUAAAAGGUCUAUAGAAACAGAACAGAACUGAACAGAACAUAACAUUUUUUAAGAAACUUUGGGGGUUUUUCUGUUUUUGUCACUGCGGGUAACACAUUGUUCAGUUUCCUCUGCUUUAAGCCAGUAAUAACACACUGACUUAAUACUCGUGUUAGUGUAGAGUAUCAUCCAACACUCUCUGUUCUCCUCCUCAUAUGACCUCUAACCACACACACACACACACACACCCACCAUGACCAACAAUGUUUGUGCAUCCGUUGAAUAACCUUCAGUUUUAUUACACCAUUACUUAACACUAUUACACCAUGCUUCACCACAGAACAAAAACACAUGUGUGUUUGUGUGUUUGUGUGUGUGUGUGUGUGUAUGUCUGUGUGUGUGUGUGUGUGGGAGGUGGGGGGAUGUUUUUCAUUUCUCAGCUGCUUUACUGUAACUGUGAUGAAAUUACACUAUGAAAAACCCCCAAAACAUCCACUCACAAAACAAAACACACACACACACACACACACACACACACACACACACACACACACACACACACACACACAGUGUUCUAACAUGAGAUGAGUGGUGGAGGAUGGCUGGAAAAAUUGUUCAUAUGAGUUAAUAAAAAAAACAUGAAAAUAAACAAAAAAUGAAAGAAAGAAAUAAUGAAGGGACAAAGCUAAAAUGAAACAAGGAUUGAAAGAAAGAAGAGUAGAAAGAGAAAACUGGCUCAAGCUAAAAAGAAAGACAAAAAAAAAUGCUUAAACAAUGAGUUAAAAGAAAAAAGUCCUAAAAGAAAUAAGGAAUGAAAAAGAAAGUGGAUAGAGUAAAGAAAGAAAAGAAGGAAGAAAGAGCAAAACAAUGUGAUGAAGGAAAACAAAGAACUAAGAAAGGAGGGAUGGAAUGUUAAAAAAGAAAGAAGGAAAGGAAGACAAAGAAAGCGAAUGUAAAGAAUGGAUGGAGGAAAGAAAGAAAGAAUGGGAAUAAAGUAUGGAGGAUUUUCCUGUCCACUCAUUGUGCGUGUGUGCGUGUGUGUGCGUGUGUGUGCGUGUGUGUGCGUGUGUGUGCGUGUGUGUAGGUGAGGAGUGUGAGCAGAUCACUGAUCUGGAUCUGAAACACUCUAUAGUCGGUACGUCUCUGGUGGUGCGUCUGAUUCUUUACACACGUGAAAAUGUCACCUGCGGGAAGGUGCUGUCCUAUGAAGACAUUUCUGCCACACCCACUUUUAACCGCUCCCGCCCCUGCACCUUCCUCAUCCAUGGCUACCGGCCCACCGGGUCCCCCCCCAUCUGGAUGAACAGAAUAGUAGAGUCCAUCCUGAGGCGCAGAGACAUCAAUGUCAUCGUGGUGGACUGGAACCGAGGAGCAACCAACAUCAACUACCUCCAGGUGGUGAAGAACACACGGCCUGUCGCCAACAACAUCACACACUUCAUAAAGCAAGCAGGACUGAAUCUCAGUUCCAUCCACAUGAUUGGAGUGAGUUUAGGAGCUCACAUCUCCGGCUUCACUGGUGCAAAUUUUAAUGGCUCCAUUGGCAGGAUUACAGCUCUGGAUCCGGCAGGUCCGUCGUUCCGAGGAACAUCUCCUGACGAGCGCCUGGAUCCGUCUGACGCUCAUUUUGUUGACGCUCUGCACACGGACAUGGACGCAUUUGGAUAUCGGGAUUCACUCGGACACAUCGAUUAUUACGCAAAUGGAGGAUCUGAUCAGCCCGGCUGUCCAAAGAGUAUCUUCUCAGGUUCAAAAUAUUUUAAAUGUGAUCAUCAGCGCUCAGUGUUUCUGUAUUUGGACUCAAUCAAUCAGUCUCGUCAGAUCACAGCGUAUCCGUGUUCUGAUUACUCGGACUUCCUGGAUGGGAAGUGUUUAAGCUGCGAGCGCUUUAACUCCUCUGGCUGUCCAGUAUUUGGUUACGAUGUAACCAAAUGGAAGGACGUUCUGCUGAAACUCAGACAGACGACGACGUUUUUCACUACAAACCAAGAAGCUCCGUACUGCAAAAGCGGAUAUAAAGUGGAGAUCGUGAGCUGGAACUCUGAGGUGCGAUGGGGGACCAUCACCAUAAUGCUAAAGAACAGUGCACAGGAAACAGAGACUCAGAUUGACCACAAGUCAUUUAAAUUCGAGCGGUACACUGAGACCAUGUUGCUGGCGCAGUUCAAGCAAGACAUCUAUCCUGUUGAGAAAAUCACUCUGAAGUAUGUGACAGCGAAUGUGUUUACACAUCGCUAUAAACUCCGUGUCCUCCGAUUCCGCCUUACUCCUCUGAAGAUCGGCCUGAGACCGAUGUGCCGUUAUGAUCUUCUGCUGGAGGAAAACAAAGAGGUCACUUUCAGACCCAUUCCCUGUCACGACUCAAACUUCUGAUCCAGGAACAGAUGCGAAACUCUGAGUGUAUGACCGAUCAUCACUCGCUCACUCACUCACUCACUCACUCACCCGCUGUGUCUCAAAUCACACAGUACACUCUUACACUACACACUCUGUAGCUGUGUGUAAUGCCACAUAACAAAUGUUAACAGUUAACACCGAACAGAAAUGACCAGCACAGGGAACCUCACACCACUGAGCUGCCCUGAGGUUCACAGAACAGGAACCAGAACAGGAAUGUUCCUGUUAUCCAACAACAGCAGGAGAACCAGAACAGGAACCAGAAAAGGAAUGGGACAACAACAACAGGAGAAUCAGCACAGGAACCAGAACAGGAGGAGAAUCAGAACAGGAACAUGACUAGGACAGGACAGAUGAGGUACAAGAUCAGAACCAGAAACAGAACCAGAACAGGAUCAGGAUGAGAAUCAGAACAGGAACAGUACAGGAACCAGGUCAGGGGCAGGACAGGAUAGAACAGGAGUGGGACCAGAAUGGUGACUGGACUAAAACCAGAAUAAGAACAGCACAAGAACCAGAACAGGAACAGAUCAGCCACAGAAGCAGAAAUGGAAUAGAAUGAAGAUCAGAAGAGCACCAGCAGAACCAGGACCAGAAACAUUUCCUACCUAAUUUGGUCCCGUUCUGGUUUCUGUUCUGUAUUUGUCUGCUAAUGUAGCUCUGUUCUCCCGCUGGACCAUUUUGAAAAUUUAAGAUCUCUGAUGGCUCCGCCCCUUCCUCUCAGUAGAGCAGGCUGCGAGUUCCCUGAGUGAACACAUUAGUGCACUAGCAGUACAUGAUUUGAAACACGGCUAUGGAUCUGUCUUACACACUCCAGUUUUCAGCCAUUUCCUAAACAAUAAGGCAAAUAUAAUAUUUAAUAUAAAACAAUAUUUGUCAUAAUAAGGCCAAUAAGUGUCAUAUUUCUUUCUGGGGAUGUACAUAGUAUACAGUAUAAUAAAUAUUCAGUCUUUAUGCUGAGGUGCUGUGGAUAUUAAGGGAUUAAAAUGUUAAAAUAUUACCGGCUGUGUUCGUGUGCACAGUGGUGUAGGAUAUAAUACGAAAUAUUAUUCUUUAAGAAUAUUAAACGUGGCUUUCAUUUAAACAUAAACAGACUCUUUAAAAAAAUGUAAAUAAUGAAAUUAUUAACACAAUUAAGUUUUGUAUUUAUUUUAAUUUAUUAAGUAUGUGCAAAUGUUAUAAUUCUGUGCUUUUGUAAAAUAAAAUUUCUAAUAAAACACACAUUUAUGAUGA
Molecule: messenger RNA, 5663 nt
Organism: Ictalurus punctatus (channel catfish)
Lineage: Eukaryota; Metazoa; Chordata; Actinopteri; Siluriformes; Ictaluridae
Gene: lipia
Product: lipase, member Ia
Exons: 9
Coding region: 3030-4406 (458 amino acids)
Biological process (GO): lipid metabolic process
Molecular function (GO): carboxylic ester hydrolase activity; lipase activity
Source: RefSeq, a predicted model, not a curated record